Molecule: messenger RNA, 1319 nt
Organism: Bipolaris maydis ATCC 48331
Lineage: Eukaryota; Fungi; Ascomycota; Dothideomycetes; Pleosporales; Pleosporaceae
Source: RefSeq, a predicted model, not a curated record
AUGACUUUGUUUUCAGACUCAUCAGUAUACCGAAAUUUCCUCGUCUCGCCACUGAUCCCCCCAGAAAUUGUUCUACAAACAAUUCAGCACAUUCCAUUUGGCAAUGGAGCCCUGAUGUCUGCUCUUCGCAAUGCGCAUCCACGGUUGCGUACACUGAUGAGCACGUAUGAACAAUCACUCGCGCGCUACUUUAUGCAAAACGAGCUUCGCCACGCGGAAAGAGAUUUUGCAUGUGAGGGCGACUUUAGUUUCGACUGGCUGGCCGAGUGCGUUCGAAACUACGACAUGAUAGACGACGUUAUGGACGCUCUCUGCUCAGACCACAACUUCAACGCCAUCAUGCCCCACAAUACAUUUCUGGCCUACACAGGGCUAUUACUGAUACACAGGAUGUCUUUGCUCGAUGACAGACAGGGUUACAUUGAGUCAUUGCAAAGAGAUGGGUUGAUUGCCAUCUACCUGGUGCUCCACCACUCGACACUGGCAGCGCGGUACCACGGGUCUGGCUGGAUCAGUCAGCGCACAUAUGGGCACUGGAUGCAAACGGAGCACUUUGAACUACGCAAUGAGCUGGAAUUCUGCUUUGCCGAAGCAGCACUGAGCAUCGGUCCCGAAUUCAUUUCUGAUACGUUGCUUCACCAUGACCAAUCGGAUUGCGAGGCAACGUUGCUCAACUUUUAUCACGACUACGGCAUUCAUGAUUGGGAAUGGCCGUGUUUGGAUGCCAGGGGCGGGUUUGAGCCACCAAGGACGCAGGGACCGCAGAGGAAACAGGAUAGGAAGGAGAGGAGCUUAUUUACGACUUUGCUCAAGUGUCUGGCGGAACGAAUGCAGUGCGAAUUGGGUCAUGUGAGGGAACGGGUGGAGCGCAAUCUUGAGAACCCACGUCAUCCUUUGGCAAAUCUGACUCUAGGCGGCAAGCAGCGGUUGCUCAAAGGCAAGGAUUUGGAUGAGAGAUGAACGUUGGCAAGGCUAAGGGUAGACAUGGGUUUCGGGGAACAUGAAUGUGUCUUUUUUUCGUUUUCAAGUGCCGAUAUUCCAUGGUUCUUGCUUGUCCUAGACAUGGUAGCUAAGAAACAUCUGCGUACACAUCUGUUCUCCGUGUCAUGGGCACAUCUUUGCGCAGAUUCUCAACGUAAUCAAGGUCCAGCUCGGCAACGGCAAUCUCACCUUCAUCGGCCCAUUUCCCAUCUUUGCCCUCAUCGCCUCCGAGUUGAGCAACGAUUUUGCCCCAUGGAUCCACAAUCAUACUGUGUCCAUAACUCCGCCUCUUGGCCUGGUCAUCGUGAAUUCCAACCUGGGCAGCAGCGAUGACGUAG